AAACCUGGGGGCCAAGAAACAAGUGCUCAGGGGUUCUGCUCCAAACUUAGUACCUACUGGUGCUCAGUGCUUGACUCACACUACCUCAACUUUAAGCCCAUUGCACAGAUGAGUGCAGUUUUUCACUCAGUUUUUCAAAGAGCCAAGACCAUUGACAGUGACUUAUCACCCCAACGCAGAGAUACAGCUGUGGGCUGAUGGGAGAGCUGGUUACAAUUUCUCCCACCCUCUCACCUUCUAUUGAUGAUUAAAAGAUAAAAGUCGGACAGCCCAGCUCGCCGCAGACACAUCCGCCAUCUGACAUCUGCGGGGUGGACAUCGUCCCAGACUGUGGCAGGAGCUGGCUGGCCGGAGAAUGAAUUGGAUUCUGUGCUUGAGCCUCACCCUCCUUCUGGUGGCGCAGACAGCCUGGGGUGCCUUGCACACCAAGGAGCCUCUAGUGGAUACCAAAUAUGGGACACUCAGAGGAAAGCAGAUACACGUGGGGAAGACACCCAUCAAUGUCUUCCUAGGAGUUCCCUUCUCCAAACCUCCUGUGGGUGCCCGCAGAUUCGCUGCCCCAGAGUCCCCAGAGCCCUGGGAAGGAAUCAGAGAUGCCACCACCUACGCCCCUGCGUGCCUCCAGGAGUCCUGGGGACAGGUCACCUCCAUGUAUUUCAACACACACAAACGAUAUAAAUGGCUACACUUCAGUGAGGACUGUCUAUACCUGAAUGUGCACGCGCCAGUGCGAGCGCGCGGAGACCCUCUGCAGCCCGUGAGUACUCAGCCUUCAACCACCCACCAUCCCACUCAAGCACCCCGCUGUCCCGCUCAGGACUCAGCCCUUCUCGCCCAGGUGAUGAUCUGGUUCCCAGGAGGCGCCUUCCUCGUGGGUUCCGCUUCCACUUAUGAUGGCUCCGAAUUGGCUGCCAGGGAGAAAGUGGUGGUCGUGGUUCUGCAGCACAGGCUCGGCAUCUUGGGCUUCCUCAGCACUGGGGACAGCCAAGCGCGCGGAAACUGGGCGCUGCUGGACCAGGUUGCGGCUCUGCGCUGGGUGCAGAAGAACAUCGAAGCCUUCGGCGGAGACCCAGGCUGCGUGACUUUGUUCGGCCAGUCAUCAGGGGCCAUGUGCAUCUCGGGACUGAUGACAUCACCCCUAGCCCGGGGUCUCUUCCAUCGGGCCAUUUCCCAGAGUGGCACCGCAGCACUCCAAAUCUUCAUCACUCCUGACCCACUGAAGGUGGCCAAGAUUGCCCAGCUGGCAGGCUGCAACCACAACAGCACAAAGAUUCUGGUAGACUGCCUGAGAACACUAUCAGGGGCUGAGGUGAUGCGUGUUUCCCAGAAGAUGAGAUUCUUCAAACUGCGCGGCCAGGAAGACCCUCAAGAGAUUGUGUGGUUCAUGAGCCCCGUGGUGGACGGUGUAGUGUUCCAGGACAACCCCAUUGUGGUCCUGAUUCAGGGGCAGGUUGCACCUGUGCCUUACCUUUUGGGUGUCAACAGUCUGGAGUUCAACUGGCUCUUGCCUUUUCUGGAAUCCUUCCUAAUGUUUGGGCCUGGCCUACACCUGGGCCCUUGCCUUGUGGAGCAGAUCGUGAAGUUUCCAAUGAGCCAUCUGAGGAAAGAAACCAUCAUCAAGCUGCUCUGGAGUACCAGCACCCUGUUGAAUGUCACCAAGGAGCAGUUACCACUGGUGAUGGAGGAGUACCUGAGUGAUGUGGAUGACCAUGACCAGAAGAUGCUACAAAAACAUGUGAUGGACCUAGCUGGGGAUGCUACCUUUGUGUACUCCACACUGCAGGCUGCCCGCUACCACCGCAAUGCUGGCUUCCCUGUCUAUCUGUAUGAGUUUGAGCACUACGCUCCUGGCACUAUCGUAAAACCCCGCACUGAUGGGGCAGACCACGGAGAUGAGAUCGGCUUCAUCUUUGGGAGUCCUUUCUCCAAAGGCCAUUCCUCAAGCAAGGAGAAGGCACUGAGCCUCCAGAUGAUGAAAUACUGGGCCAACUUUGCUCGCUCAGGAAACCCCAAUGGUGGGAAGCUGCCCUACUGGCCACGCUACAACAAGGAUGAGAAGUACCUGCAGCUGGAUUUAACCACAAGGGUGGGUGUGAUGCUCAGGGAGAAGAAGAUGGCCUUUUGGAAGAGGCUGCACCAGAAUUAAGGACCUGAAAAGCAAGGCAAUUCUGAGAGCGGCUCUGCAGGAGGGAGCCUUAGGGAUUGUCCCACCACGCAGGCUAGGAACACUAGCCGUGGACGUGUCUGGGACAAGCAUCCUGCCCUCCCCAGUCCAGGUCCUGCAGAGGGUCUAUAUUCCUUCCAUGACAGAGCCUUAGCCUGUUUGGGGCCCAGAAUCACCCUCUUCAGCCUGACAUCCCAUGAUGUCCAGCUAUCUCACUGACCAUUGGAUUAGUUCAGGCCCUUUCUGCCGGAUUCUGCCCAGCUACCCAGACUCAGAACAAACGCUUCUCUUCCUUCUCCAAAUCCUCCCAUCCAUCAAGGUCAACUUCAAGCCACUUCUUAUGGGAAGUCCACCCAGAUUGCCACUGCCCCACCAUUGCAAACAGUUUGCCGUUCGCCAUUCAUCCUGCUCAACCUUAUGCCUUUUCACAUUGGACUGAGGCCUUGGGCAGGUUAUAUGUUAUAAGGAGUGAUGCUUUGACAGCUGGGGAUAUUCUCCCCUUUCCAUACUGAUUUUUCCCAGGGUCCCUUCAAAGCCUGGCCACAGAGAGAGUCCUUAAUAAAGACACGUUGACUUGCCCUGAA
Messenger RNA from Cervus elaphus (red deer), 2748 nucleotides. RefSeq names its product carboxylesterase 4A (gene CES4A). The coding region runs from base 356 to 2146 and encodes 596 amino acids. The transcript is spliced from 13 exons. The record is from RefSeq and is a predicted model, not a curated record. Lineage: Eukaryota; Metazoa; Chordata; Mammalia; Artiodactyla; Cervidae.